UUACAACAGCUAGGGCCUUGUUGGAAUUUGAGUUAAAUACGUAUAAAAAUUAUGUCACUAUGUAAUUAUUUUUCAAAAUCAUUAGAGACCAGAUUUAUGACUUAACCUUGAUGAAACUUGGUGAAAAUGUUGAUCUUGAAAAUAUCAAGAAGGAGCUCUAAUUUUGUGGUGGUCUGACAGUAAACGUGCGUUCAUGUGAAAGAAAUGUGCAUUUCACAACGGGGAUUACGAUGCGAGUGCUGCACUCUCAAGGACGAAUGUGGAAUGGCUGGUCCAGGUAAAUCGAAAAAGAGAGGGGGUGCAUCCGAAAGCAAGGAACCAAAGACAAGCAACCGGAAGGCAAAAUCUAAUGCAGGUGCAGAAACACUGCUUCUUCCGCCCUGCAAAGUGUGUGGUGGCAAGGCAUCCGGCUUUCAUUUUGGAGUGAUCACAUGCGAAGCAUGCAAGACAUUCUUCCGUCGUGCGCUGACGCAUAAGCAGACGUACAUUUGCCUUGGCAAUAACGAGUGCCAUGUCGCCGACACACACAAGCGGCUGACGAACUGCUCUGCGUGUCGCUUGCAGAAAUGUCACUCACUUGGCAUGUCGAAAAGCAGUGUCCGAAAAGGCCGUUUCUCCAUAGAGACGAGGACGCGCACCAUCGUGGAGGCGAAGGCGGUCCUGGAGCAGGAUCCCGGCCUCAUGAUGGCGCCCCGACAACUGGCAUCGUCGGAAGAGCAUCCCUCAGUUUCCACAACCCACACAGAGACGACGAUCGAUAAUGCACCCUCACCGGCACCAUCGCACUCUAUAGCCGACAACAUGCCACUUUCUCCGCUGCAGGCAAUGUUCGAGGAAGACGCCGCCACAUACAGUGUGUUGUGGGGCCACGAGGCACUUCCGCUCUCUUGCCAGCCGCUUGUUUGCAACGGAGAGUUCGAGAUGCUCAUUGAGACGCUUGUCUCCUGCCAGGAUGUCGUUUACCCCGAAAUCCGAAAGCAGCUCAAGUUCACCAAGAAAAUCCACUACAUGCAGGUGAAAACAUAUGAAGAUUUCAAAUUGAAGAAAGAAGUUUUUGGGGAACUUUUCGGCAGCACUCAGCCAGUGUCAACCGCCGAGUACAAACAGAUCUUCGCCGAGACGGGCUUAGACCUGGACGACCGCCUCUCGCAUUUUAACCAGAAGGGAAAGGCGAUGGAAGAGAGCAUUCAUCAGUUCGCAAACUUCACCAAAAUUAUACCAGGCUUCCGGAACAUCUGUCCCUACGAUAUCACUCAUCUUAUGAAAGCGGCGCACAUGGAGUUCUGGAUGUUUGGUAACUACAUACUCUUCAGCAACAAGCUGUCCCUCGCCAUCAGCUGGGACGGAAGCCACAACACCACCAAGGAGGUCAUGGCAAAGUUCUUCAGCCCCGACUGGGUCGAGCCGAUGUAUGCUUACACGGACACCCUGCAUAGGCUUGAGCUCUCUAUCGAGGAAAUUGCUUUGCUCAGGGCCAUAAUUCUUACUUUCACUGAUAGAUGCGAAUUAAAAAACGCGGAUCAAAUUAGUGCAUUGCAAGAGAAAUACUUGGACUGCUUGCGAUAUCUGUUGUCCAAGACGUUCGAAAAUCCCAGCACUCGCCUCUACAGACUCAUCGAUCGUCUACUUGCUAUUCGAGACCUCUCGCACAUUAACGUCAAGGCCAAUCAGAAGUUCCUUGAAGAAUGGGGUUUCCUCAUGCAUGACUAUCCGCUGUGGAAAGAAAUGUUAUCCUUUAAAGAUAUUUAGAGUGCAUUACGUUACGUGUACAUGUUAUGUUGGAAUGUCGAAUGCGCUAACAAAGCCUCGUUGUUCAAAACUCCACAGCUUAUCGAACUCGCGACUGUCACCACCCAUGUUAUAACACAGGCAUGAGACCUUGCUUAAACAUACGAAGCAUAUAGUAUAACGACCAGAAAUCGAAAUGUGUAGAAAAGUUCUGGAUUAGAAUCGACAUCCUCUGCUGACAUGUUCUUCUGAAUCGGAGCCUAUCUUAUGGUCUUAUUGGUAAGAGUUUUUCUGCCAACAGGUGUCGUUUUUGAGUGUGAUUUUGUGGUUUAUUUGAUAAAAUGUUCUAUUUGGGCCGCACCGUGUGUAAAGGGGGAUGAAUGCAUGUGCGUAAAGUGUCGUCCCAGAUAAGCCGGUGUAGCCUAAACUAUAUUUUGGCUAAGAACAUACUUUCUGUACACGAACUAUAUCAUAUAAUCGGAAAGCGACACUUUACGAAUCAUGCGUUUAUCCCUCUUUUCACAGAGCACGGCCCAUUUUAAUUAAGCGUCGGACGCUUCAACUUCACUUUUGUGCAACUCGCCAUCAUGCCGUAUAUGACGUAGUGUAGUACAUACACUCAUGUCUGCUUCAAUUACAAAUAUUUACCCACUGGAUUAAGUGAACACACAGACGUUUUUAUUUCAAAUUUUUAUGUAUGUGUGCUUGUUAUUAAGCAAGAAAAGCAACUGCCGGUACUUCUACUUGAAUAUUCAAGUGCACGCAUUUUACUUCACAAACAUGUAAACCCACUAUGGUGUUAGUACCUGAAGUAAAUAUUAUGUAAUAAAUAUUACAUACCUAUGUUAUUAUGUUUGACUAUCGUUCUUUAUAAGAAGAAAACAAGUUGUUUGUUUCUACUAACAUGUUAACGACAGGGUAUGAAGGUCGGGCUUCCGUUGUUUUCGUUAUCGUGUCUUUGCAUGUACGUAGUGAGGUCAUUAAGCUUUGCUCUUGUCCGUCCAUACAUAAGUCAAUAACCUUGUGUUUUGAAUUCAUCAUUCAUUUCUGUGUGGAUUUGUCGCAAACUUUCACAGGUGUAUAAUCUUAAAUUGCAUAUUAUCAUGAAGAAAUGAAUUUUGGCUGAAUAAUUGCUAUUGUCCAUUUUUUCGACAAUACAAAAUAUAGUCCCAAUAAUUUUUUUCAAUCCUCUUAACUACAGGGUUAUGCUAGCUCAUCCUUUUACAGUUGGAAGGAAGUUUGGCUUCAACAAGUGUUGGUAUAACUAUUGCCAGUAUUGUAAUUCUUUCAAUCAUGGAAAAUAUAGUCUGUGUGUUCAAUUUGUCUUUAACCUGUGGUUGGAUGUUGCUGAAACGUCCACGCUUGAUUGUCCUUACUGUGAUCUUUAUGAUCUUAACAAUUGAUAAUUAGGCUGUGACAAGGUGUAGCAGAAUUGUUCCCCUUUUCUGUUUUACUACAAAGCAAUAAUCGCCCCAUUGGUAGAAAAAAGAUACCAUGUGACAACGAAAUAAGAAGGCACACGGUACAUUUUUGCAGUAAUAGGGCGAUAUGCUGUUAAUUUUUUUUUCAACGUGUAACUGCUUGGCGAAUAUUCAUUAACAACUGAGUGGGUAGAUAGUCGUUAUGGAACGAAUUUUGACUUUGUUGUCCAUGUUCUUUUAGUCCGCUGUGUAGAAUAUAAAGUGGUUGUGUCCGUGUCAAAACAUAGAUUGUAGAGGACAUCAGCAUAGUGGUUAAACGACAUCCAAAACAUCAUACUUACGUUUUCAUGUUUAAUUGUUGCAUCUUGUUAACAAAAUUUUCAUUUAUUUAGCAGUCAGAAACAACUUAUGACCUUAUGCAAUAUUUCUAUGGGCACUAUUAUUGUUAAUAUCUUCAAUUAUUAGCAAUUAUUUAAUUGAUUAAAUAGAAUGCCACGGGUCAUACGUGAUCAACACCAUUCUAAAACCGUUCAUUAUAUUAUUAUUUAACUCGGAGUUCAGACUAAAAUGCUUUGUAAUAGCUAAAACCGAAAAAAACAACUAAAUAUAAGAAGAAAUAUCUCAAUUAACGUUUCUAAAUAAUUAAAUUGAAAACAGAAGUUUUACAAUUGUGUUUUUUAAUUACAAUUUUGCAUAUUCACCGCAUGAGUUUAUUUCUUAUCCAUCGAAAUAUAUCGUAUGUGAAUAUUUGAUUCACAUGCAGAUUUCUUUUCCUACCAUCGAAAUAUAUAUCUUAUAUGAACAUUUGAUUCACACGCAGCAUUUUUUCAACACUAUCAAAUCACAUUUUAAUAGUCGCGUCAUGCGAAAAUGUGGCGUAGAAAAUAUAGCACACUGGCACAUUAGGUAUGCCUUAUCAGGCGUUUAGGAACGAUUUCCAGACUUUCCAGAUUUGCUGACCGAGUACGGUAAACGUGUUUUGUUACGGCAGAUAUUGAAACGAUUGCCCUCGUGACCCUUUACAUUUCGGUCGUGUUUGUUUUCUGAUCUUGAAAGCAAAACUUUGUUUAUCGAUAGUCACUUAGUCACUUAUGUCUUCCCCUUACGAUUUUGUGACCGAUUACAGACCCUGGACUUUUGCGAGAUGGAUUUAAAGCGGCCUUUUCACGUUUUGGUAAAUUGUCCAAAUUAAAAAAAGUUGUUUCAGAAUUGAACAUUUUCGUUUUAGUUAUGAUAUUUGUGAGGAAACAGUUAUACUCAACUUUUACUAUGCUCUAAAAUAGCCAUUAUAUGCAUCUUUUGACGAUUUAAAAACCUGAAUAUUAUAAAGCGUUGCAACGCGAAACGAUUGAAUAAAUUGGAGAGUUA
This is a messenger RNA of Dreissena polymorpha, 4517 nucleotides long. Its product is annotated as nuclear receptor ROR-beta-like. The record is from RefSeq and is a predicted model, not a curated record. Bases 205 to 1749 code for a protein of 514 amino acids. Gene Ontology annotation, molecular function: zinc ion binding; DNA-binding transcription factor activity; sequence-specific DNA binding. The transcript has 8 exons. Gene Ontology annotation, biological process: regulation of DNA-templated transcription. Lineage: Eukaryota; Metazoa; Mollusca; Bivalvia; Myida; Dreissenidae.